UAGCUUGCGUAGAGGAAAACUACAAGGCAAUGGAACUGUUGAAGUACCUCAUAAUCGUGGCGAUGGCUAUUUUCCUCAUACAACUUAGUGUCGGGUUAAAUCCUUUGGACUUUACUAAACCAAGCAAGGAAGUUGGAAAACGUCUGCGAUUGAAAAAGUUGCCAGGAUAUCCGCAUGAGUACGGCUUUGGCUACUACUAUCAAGGAGAUAUUCUUCUGAGACCGGGCAAAAAAAACCGAUUUGCCAUUACUAGUUCAACGAACUACGAUGUAUGGCCCAAUGCCACAGUGCCUUAUGAGAUCGAGGCCGACUUCACUGAUGAAGAAACAGAAACUCUUCUGGCGGCAUUUGCACAGUUUGAGAGUAGCACCUGCGUUCGGUUUGUGCAGCGCACAGAUGAGUCGGAGUAUGUGACGAUCAAGAAUAACGGAGAAGGAUGCUAUUCUUAUGUUGGACGAGAUUCCGAUCCGGCCUACAACACGCUCAAUCUGCAGACACCCGGUUGUAUGAAUAGCGUCAGUACGCCAGUGCACGAAUUGAUGCAUGCCAUUGGAUUCAUGCAUGAACAGUCCCGUCCUGAUCGUGAUACUUACAUUCAAUUCUUCCCCCAAAACUUGGCGCCAAAGUAUCAAAAUGCUAAUUUUAUAAACACCAACUUUGCAAUAUAUAAUGGAUCUAGUACAACCUACGGCCAGCCAUACGAUUUUGUCAGUGUGAUGCACUAUUCACGCUUUGCCGCUGCUGCCACAUCGAUCUUUCCGGUGCUGGUAAAGAGGAACGAUACCCAGGCUGAAUUAGGUAAUGAUGAUGGACUGUCGGCUGGUGAUGUGGCACAGGUCAUGGCCCGUUAUUGCCCGGAUGAUUGAUGAGAAACAAUUGAUUUGCACGGCACGAAAUAAACUUAACUACAAGGUUGCAAUUCAUUCAAACCUUUGUAUCGUUAAUUACCACUGAUGGUGUUCAUUGUCACGGAUAUUGCGGUUCCGCUUUUCAUCAUUCACCAACGCUGCAUUGAGGGAAGAAUGUUACCCGCGUCCUAUAGGUGUCCCAACACCACGACAACGUGUUCCAUCCCCAAGCUCCAUUCCUAGCAACAGCAAAACGCCUGAUAAUACCACUUCGCAUUGGCGCAAACCAAUUUACGCAUCUACAUAUGGGUGCUAACGAUGUACAAAAACUCACUAAUUCGGAGUCAUACUUUCCACUGAACGAACGCAUCGAUUCUUCACAUUUUAUGGUCCCGACUCUUCAAUUCAAUUUUCUUAUUUUAUGCUCCCGACUCUUCAAUGGGUCGAUUAAUACUCAUCGCACAACUCAUAGAGCUCGUCACUAUAGCGGCUCCUCCAUUUUCUUUCCAAAAUAGCCAAAAAUCCCUAUUCGUAUCUUCCUCUCGAUCACUGCUGAAAAGGUAUCGCCUCUUUUGGACAGACUUUCUUGUUUCAGCGGCCUAUGUGAGCCCUGAAAAUAUACAGAUUCUUUAUGAUGCCAGCUUCGAUCGUCGCGACAGGUGUUUCGCACGGAGAAGAAUCGUCAG
This is a messenger RNA of Anopheles funestus (African malaria mosquito), 1534 nucleotides long. Its product is annotated as astacin-like. The coding region runs from base 30 to 866 and encodes 278 amino acids. Lineage: Eukaryota; Metazoa; Arthropoda; Insecta; Diptera; Culicidae. Gene Ontology annotation, molecular function: zinc ion binding; metalloendopeptidase activity. Gene Ontology annotation, biological process: proteolysis. The record is from RefSeq and is a predicted model, not a curated record. The transcript has 4 exons.